CACACUGUCGUACCUCAAGAUGGAGGGCGCUGAGAAGUUCUACCAUCCGUACGAGCCCUACGACAUUCAAUUGCAAUUUAUGCGAGCAUUGUAUGACUGCAUUGAGCAAGGUAAAAUCGGCAUCUUUGAGUCUCCAACUGGUGAGCGUCUCAAGGGCAAAUCUCUAAGUUUGGCAUGUGGUUCACUGACGUGGCUGCGCAACCAUAAGAGGAAGGAGUUCGAUGAGAGCAUAACUGCUAUCGAAGGAGGUACUUUCCUCAUCCUUCUGCCUCGGACUUUUCCAAGACUAAGAUAUGAACAGNAUGAUGAUGAGCCCGAGUGGAUGGUUCAACACUCUCGAGAAGAGAAGAAAAAUCAAGUGAUCCAAAAACGAGCAGAACUAGAAGCAAAACUCGAGAAGAUUCGUCAGCAUGAACGCAAAAUCAGAGAUCGACAAGAGAAUGGACCUCCGUUGAACAAGAAGCGGAAGCUUGAUGAUGACNAACAAUGGCAAAACACUGAUAUCGUUGAUGACGAGCAGUUCGCCCUUGACGACUACGAGAGCGAUGAAGAAGGGUCCAAAGGUGCAAACAGUAAUAACGGCAACACAGAUCUAGGCCUAUCCAAAGAAACACAGGCACUGAUGCAGAAGUUGGGAUAUGGUCUCUCUGCAGCAUCUCAAUCAGAAGACCUCGAAGCUGAAGACGAGUUGAAAAUCUAUUUCUGCUCACGCACGCAUUCACAACUGAGUCAAUUCGUCAACGAGCUGCGAAGACUAAACUUGCCUGCUGCCAUACCUGGUGUGCAGGAGGAAAUCAAGAAGAAGCCUUCACUGUCUGAAGAACUUAAACAUCUGUCCCUUGGCUCGAGAAAGAAUCUUUGCAUCAAUGCUAAAGUGUCGAGCUUGAAGAGUAUGACGGCAGUCAAUGAACGGUGCUUGGAGCUUCAGGAUGCAAAGACGCCAAAGGAUAAGAAAUGUCAUUAUGUGCCGAACAAGGAGAAUGAAGGCUCAGUGUUGGACUUCCAGCACCAUGCUUUGGCGAAGAUACGCGAUAUCGAGGAUCUAGGUACUUUGGGCAAGAAGUUGGGUGUCUGUCCUUACUAUGCCACGAGGCCCGCUGUCAAGCCUAGUGAAACCGCAAGAGAAGCACUAGGGUUGUCUCUGAAGAACCACAUCAUCAUUAUCGACGAAGCCCACAACCUCAUGGAUGCAAUCUCAAGCAUUCACACGGUAGAAGUCAGCCUGCAACAGCUACACCUCGCUCGUUUUCAAUUGACAGCCUACCUUCAACGCUUCCGUAAUCGUCUCAAGGGCAAGAAUCGUGUUUACGUCACUCAAGUAGUACGGUUACUCGAUUCAAUAGCCAACUACUUGCAAUCGCUGGAUGCUAAGAAUGGCACAGAGGGCAUUGUGCAAGCCACCGAUCUGCUCAAGGGCAAGGGUGUAGAUCAAAUCAACCUCUACAAAUUGAUGCACUACCUGCAAGAAAGCAAAUUGGCGAGGAAAGUGGAAGGGUAUGUUUCUGUCGAGCAGCAGAAACAGCAGAAGCUCAAUAACGCUGGCACCACGAAGGAAGUUACAGUGCCAGUGCUCACCCACAUCACCAAUUUGUUUAUGGUGUUGACGAAUCCGGCUAGGGAAGGCCGUUUGUUCUAUACUGCCGGCGAGGAAAAGGCACAGACAAAAGUCAAGUACAUGCUUCUUGACCCUUCAGAACACUUUCGCGAAAUCGUCGAAGAGGCAAGAGCGGUGAUAUUGGCAGGAGGAACCAUGUCACCCAUGUCCGACUACACAGCCCAACUAUUCCCAUACCUCGACAAGACACGAAUAACAACACUUUCCUGCGGCCACGUAAUCCCAACCACAAACCUUUUCGUCAGUCCCGUAGUGACAUCUUUAAACAACACCGACUUCAACUUCAGCUUCUCAUCUCGCAACCUCGCUUCCACAAUCACCGCCCUCGGAGACUCGAUCCUCAAACUCUUACCCACCAUUCCUCACGGCUGCGUAGCAUUCUUCCCCAGUUACAGUUACCUCGAGCAAGUAGUAGCGCAAUGGCAANAAACAAAUCUCUGGACACGAAUGCAAAAAGCCAAAUCAAUCUUCAAAGAAACACAGCAGACAGGGACGGAAGAUACACUAAACGCCUACACCACUGCUGUAAAAACACUUUCCACAGGAGCGUUCUUGCUAGCAGUCAUUGGCGGGCGCCUGAGUGAAGGUAUAAACUUCUCGGAUGAAUUGGGAAGAUGUGUGAUGGUCAUCGGGUUACCAUACGCAAACCCAAACACCGCAGAGCAAAAGGCAAAGAUCAAGUAUAUCGAAGAAAAAGCUGUUGCUUCUGGAAGUGCUUCUUCUGUGGGAGCAGCAGCGAGGGAUUUUGCAGAUAAUACUUGUAUGCGGGCUGUCAAUCAAGCGAUUGGAAGAGCAGUCCGGCACAAGAAUGAUUGGAGUGCCAUUUUGCUCUUCGACAACAGGUAUACGCAGAAAAGGAUCCAAGACAGACUGCCGGGGUGGAUCAAGGCUAGUUUGGGACAGACGGCGAGGACGGGCUUCCACGAUGUAGAGGCGGGAUUGAAGAGAUUCUAUGCUGGAAAAGCAAGAGAAGCUACAGUG
Aureobasidium musti is the source of this 2596-nucleotide messenger RNA. Lineage: Eukaryota; Fungi; Ascomycota; Dothideomycetes; Dothideales; Saccotheciaceae. The record is from the annotation of a GenBank genome assembly.